GGUGUGCAGCAAGUUGGGACGAUGGUGGUUUUUGGCUGGGAGCUGAUGGUGUGUGUGUGUGUGUGUGUGUGUGUGUGUGUGUGUGUGUGUGUGUGUGUGUGUGUGUGUGUGUGUGUGUGUGUGUGUGUGUGUGUGUGUGUGUGUGUGUGUGUGUGUGUGUGUGUGUGUGUGUGCUCGAGGGCCCCAUCCUAGCACUGCUCCACCACCAGGUGGGGCCUGUAAAAGGCUCCCAGAUUCUCAUACCGGUUUCCACUGUAUUCACCAAGCAGCAGACUGAAGGUUUUUUGGGGACUUCUUUGUCUUGCAAAUAAACCGUCUACGCACAUCAGACAAGGUCCAUUGUCCUCGUGUUUAAUCUGGUGCUAUGAGGUGUAGUCAGCGGCUAUCGGACCGACGGACAUGGAAAUAAACCGGACUGUGCACACCUCAGACAGUAGUAGACAGUUGUUGUAGUAAAACUACUACUAGUAGUAGGUGAUAGCAUGGAUUGUAGGUUAAGCCAAGGGUGAAGUGAGGUUACACUUCCUAUGCAGAUGAUUUCUCUCAGCACGCUGAAGGAAUCAGAGAGAGAGUUCUGCUGGUCAGAAGCGCUCUACCGAGACACACGUUAGCAAGGACGUGAGGAAUCUUUGAACUUGGAGUGCGUUCACAGAACUGUUUGCUGUUCAGGGCACUGUUGGCCUUUUAGUUAUUUUUUUAAUUCAGAUGCAGCAAAAUCUUGGCUGUAGUUUUUACUGGCAAAGACGAUUUUUUUUUGUCCUUCCCACCAUCUCUGUCAAUAGUUUUGUGGGUGCUAAUGUAUUGUUGUUAUUUUGGCCCUCUAUUUGUUGUUCUGUGCUGGUAAUUAUUUCAUAACACCGACUAAUUCUCUGUUUCAUGUCCACAGGGCAGGCAAUCUGUAGCAACACCAAUGGAAUCGAAGAUUACUCGAAAUAAGCAAGUCCUUGCAGAAGGACCUGGAGUCAUGAUGCAGGACCCUGGGUCAGAGACGACCAGCGACGGCCCAGCCAAUCAGAACGGUGGCGGCCCCGCAACAGAGGGCGGAGCCAGGGAAGGCCCGCCCAAGAGCGCCACGCCGACGGGGGAGGUGAGCGCGGCGGACAUCCUGCACCUCCAGCAGCACCAGGCCCUCCAGGUGGCACGACAGAUCCUCAUGCACCAACAGCACCAACCACAGCACCCACAGCACUACCAACAACAACAACAACAGCAGCAGCAGCAUCUUCACGCGCAGCAGCAGUCGAACGCCGGAGAGAAGUCGCCGCUGGCCAAUGAGAAGCAGCCAGGUCUACAGGUGCCAGCGUCCGCGGCUAUGAUGACACCCCAGGUGAUCACCCCCCAGCAGAUGCAGCAGAUCCUCCAGCAGCAGGUCCUGAGCCCCCAGCAGCUCCAGGUCCUCCUGCAGCAGCAGCAGGCCCUCAUGUUACAGCAGCAGCAGCUCCAAGAGUUCUACAAGAAGCAGCAGGAACAGCUCCACAUCCAGCUCCUCACACAGCCGCAGCAUGGAGUUAGCAAGCACGGCAAAGAGGUGUCGGCCCAGCAGCUGGCCUUCCAGCAGCAGCUCCUCCAGGUCCAGCAGCUCCAGCAGCAGCACCUCCUCAACCUCCAGAGGCAGGGUCUCCUCAGCAUCCAGCCCGGCCAGGCGGGCAUGCCCCUGCACUCCCUCACUCAGGGCAUGAUUCCCGCCGAUCUGCAGCAGCUGUGGAAGGAGGUGGCGAGCGCGCACGUGAAGGAGGAGCACAACAACGGCGGCCAUCACCACCACAACAACAACAACAACAACAAUGGCCACCGGGGCCUGGACCUGUCCUCCCCGUCCCUGCCAAAGAACCCCCACCACAACCAGCACACCCCCACCAACGGACAGUACCACAGCCACAAGAGAGACGGGUCCUCGCUAGAAGAGCCCUCCCACCACAGCCACCCCCUCUACGGUCACGGCGUGUGCAAGUGGCCCGGGUGCGAGGCGGUGUUUGACGACUACCACUCGUUCCUCAAGCAUCUGAACAACGAGCACGCGCUGGACGACCGGAGCACCGCUCAGUGCCGGGUGCAGAUGCAGGUCGUGCAGCAGCUGGAGCUACAGCUAUCCAAGGACAAAGACCGUCUACAAGCCAUGAUGACUCAUCUCCAUGUCAAGUCGACAGAGCCCAAAGCAUCGCCACAGCCGCUCAACCUGGUGUCCAGCGUCACGCUCUCCAAGACGGCGUCGGCGGCCUCGCCGCCCCUCAGCCUGCCGCAGACCCCCACCACGCCCACCGCACCCCUCACGCCGCUGUCCCAGACGCACUCGGUCAUCACCGCCAACAGCCUGCACAGCCUGGGGCCCAUGCGCCGACGCUACUCCGACAAGUACAGCAUGCCCAUCUCCCCAGACAUCGUGCAGAACAAAGAGUUUUACAUGAACGCAGAAGUUCGGCCGCCCUUCACGUACGCGUCCUUAAUAAGACAGGCGAUCCUGGAAUCACCGGAGAAACAGCUAACACUAAACGAAAUCUACAACUGGUUCACACGGAUGUUCGCCUACUUCCGGCGCAACGCGGCCACGUGGAAGAACGCAGUCCGCCAUAAUCUUAGUCUUCACAAGUGUUUUGUGCGGGUAGAAAACGUAAAGGGGGCCGUGUGGACGGUGGACGAGCUAGAGUUCCAAAAGAGGCGGCCUCAGAAGAUCAGCGGAAGCCCGGCGUUGGUGAAGAACAUCCAGACCAGCCUGGGAUACGGCCCGGCACUCUCUGCCGCCUUCCAGGCUUCGAUGGCAGAACACAACAUACCUCUAUACACUACGGCCUCCAUGGGAAGCCCCACCCUCAACUCGCUGGCCAACGCCAUCCGGCAGGAGAUGAACGGGGCCAUGGACCAUGGAAACAGCAACGGCAGUGACAGCAGCCCCGGGCGUUCGCCCUUGCCAGCUAUGCACCACAUCAAGGAGGAGCCCCUAGACCCCGAGGACGAGGGCCCCCUCUCCCUGGUGACCACGGCCAGCCCCGACUUCGACCACCACAGAGAUUACGAUGACGAGCAGGGGCACGUGGACAUGAUGUGAGGCCUCCCGCUCUCCCUCCCCCUCCCCCUCGCUCUCCCUCUCUCUCUCUCUCUCUCCCUCGUGCUCACUGUUACCAACGCCCCCGGCCCCUCCCCCCCCGGUCCACCUGAAGGCCCGCCCCUCCCGGCCCCCGCGGAAAAGGUUUCCGCGGACGGAACGACCGACGGCUCGCAGCUCCAAGCCCCUCCCCCCAACCCACCACCCACCAACACGCCCCUGAAGGAACGUUUUGGGUGCCAUGACGAUACAGAGAGGAGAACACUGAACAGUGAUACCGUCCCGCGCGGGGAUGGCCGGUCUCUCUUCUGUCUUUCUUUUGUUUCUUUUAUUUCUUUCCUACAUUUCGUUGGAGCGAAACUCCCCGAAAACGGUUUGGGAAAAAUAAACAGAAUUUCUACUUCUAUCGGGGCGUUGGGGACGGACCUAGGGGGAUGUGGGGGGGGGGGGGCUUUUUUUCGGCGGGAAUUUACGGCGGGAACCCCUCAAAGUUCCCCUCACAGCCAAGACGGACUGCGAUCCAAGCACCCCUCUCCUCCCCUCGCACCCCCUCCCCACCACCCCACCUCCACUGCCAUAGGACGUACGUCUGUCAUCUCCUCUCUCUCACACAUGCACACAAACGGACUCAACUCUCUCUCACAGACAUUCAUGUGACCAUAUGCUCUGUACGGACAGAGCAGAGAGAGAGCGAGAGAGAGAGAGAACGAGAGACAUUCGAUUUACACGCGUCGGACGUGAGAGAAAGAGGUUAUGUCGGUGGACAACUCGAACCAUCGACACUGCCUUUCAACACUUUCCUUGGUUGGCGUCCUCCUUUGACCGGGAUGAACUAUCGUGGUUUCUGUUUUUAAAUGGAGGGGGGAGGGGUUGCUAGUGUAUAUCAAAAUAUCUAUUGUGUGUUUGUCCUCCAUUUGCUGUUGCAUCUACAUGUCGCUCUGGCGUUUUUUGUUUUGUCGUUGUAAUUAUUUCAUAUUUUUUUGUUUUGACCUGAUCAGACCUCAUACGUUCGGCUGGGGAGAUUCAUGUGUGCUCGGCCCCUCGAUGAUGAAUGUUUUAGUGGUUUUUAAUUCUGUGUUUUGCCCCCUCUCAGCCCCCUCCCCCCUCCUGUAGACAAUUUGCGGUCGCCAAGCAGAAUGUCAAGUUACGAAAUCAUAUUUUUCUGUCAUUUAUUCGACAAUAUUCCGAACGCCACCAACCUGAACCAUAGGCCACACCUACACAUACACACACACACAAACACACACACACACACCCUGUUCCAUGAAGUCCGUGGGCAAUGCACUACUCGUAAUGAAGGUUCUCUCGCCACGCAUCAAUGAAGUCUAAUUUAACCUACGAAUGAAUGACAGAGAAAUCGUGCCGGUUAUGAUUUGUCUCCUGGAAUUAUACUGUAGGGGGUAGGGGGGGAGACAGGUCCUUCCAGUGGAGCAUGUCUAGGGCCAAAACCAACUAAAUCCCAGAUAACAACACAAGACGUUUUUAUAUCUCUCUCUCUCUCUGUGUUGAGUUGUAUUUUUUGCUUCCACCGCCACGCCAUUCAGGCGUCUUUAGCCAAUCACGCAUCAUCUUUCGUUUCUUUCUUCCAUGGCAGAGCAAUUACGUUCAUCGCGGUUUGCCGACUUUUAAAUGAGGACCCAUACCCCUUUCUUCAUAUAAUUCGUCACCCCCGCGCGACAUGGCAGUUCGCCGUUUUAGCGGUUAGGCCGUGAUAAACAAUGCACCAAUCAGAGGAUUCAUUUCAUGGAGCGGCUACCCCGAAAACUCGCAAUAACCAAUGACUGAACAUUCCAACGUUCGACAGGCAUGGUCGAGGGCCAAUAGAGAGAGAGUAUACAGUACACACACUGUCGAUGGAGAUGGGUUCAGCACACUCGAGGGUCAAUACCCCUGUCCAAGUUGGUCCAGACUGCAACUAUUAAUGUGUUGCAAAGCAAAAAUAGACACAUUUUAAGAUUGAGUGACAAAAGGAAACUGAGUGAAUCGUCAUUACUGUUAAAUCAACCACUUUUUUGUUUUUUAUUUAUAACUUUCCUUUUUAAUGUUUUAACUGGCAUUUAUUGUUGUUGAUGCAUCUGAUACUGUGUUCUGUGAGUACCAAAGAUAAUCUACUAAGUCAAAGAAUUGUUUUUCUCUCCACGCAAUAGGCGACAUAGUGAAAUGGCCAAAUAUUUCUCCUGCGCUCUCUCCCAUCGGAUUAGGAAGGAUUACGUACGACAUCAAAAAUUAUACCAGAUUGAAAUAGACUGGGAGGACUGGGAUAGAAGCUUUGUCUACUUGAUAAAAUAAAAUACAAAAUAAAAACCAAAAUCGGUUGGCUUUAAGCGGACAUCUUUACCGUACCCUACUAUUUUUAGUUUCUUGUUUUUUCAGUGACCAAAACAGAAUGGGAGACGCAGAGAGGGGCCUCCACCAUGUUUAUGACCAAAUUAGGGGAACGGUUUGUCUGCUCAGCCAAUCAGUAGGAGGUACUGUACCCUUACUGCUGUACAGUUGAGAGAAUACAAGUAUAGAGUUGCUGUAAGUUACGCCACUGAUAGAAAUGAACAGAACAUUGCAGUGGGGUUCAAGAGAAAAGCUUUCGCAGAGACAAAUAGGGGAACAUGAAUCUGUACUUUGACUGGACCACAAAAUGAUUCACUGCUAUCGUUUGUCAUGUUUCUUUAAGAGCGGGGGGGAGACUGGGGGUUCUUCAUGACCUCUCGCUGCCUCUUCUUGCGUGUCAGAUCUCAGACGAUUGUAUGCCAUGUUUUGAAGUUUGUUUUUACUCGUCACUUGAGACGUGACUCUUGGCUCCGCUCUGGCUACGGUGGCGAAAAAGAGUGUUGUUGUUUUUUGUUCAUCUUUUGUUGUUGUUUUUGUUCAUCGAUUGUUGUUUGUAGUUCCUGUCCACGUAAAAAACAACAUUUUUUUCAUAUUAAAACAGAAACACUCCUGUCCACCAACUAAAGCUGGGUGCGAGGUACUUCAUGACAAUUGGUGUUUUCAUUGAACCAACCUGUUCACCGUGCAUUAUUUCAACCAGCUUGUAAGAUGUGAGGAGUGAUUUACGAGUUACAUGUAAUGUCCCACCACACACACACACACACACACACACACACACACACACACACACACACACACACACACACACACACACACCACAUUCAAAGGGUCCAUUGCUAAGUCAAGUUAUUCUUGUCCUCAGAAUGUGUGGCUCGACCCCCAGACUAAAGAUAACGGCAUUAGAAGACGUAAUACCUCAUUCCAGACCUAUAGGGAGGGAUUUGGUUUGAACGAGAGGGGGAAAACAUUUCAUUCAGUUGCUCUUCCGUGUCUUGCAUGUGUGUGUGUCUGAAACUGUAGAGAUAUUUAAAACACGUUGAGAGACUCAAAUGAGUUGCUCUUCUGGUGGGAUUCAUGUUAUGUUUUUUUUCCUCUAGUUUUUCUUGCAAACCAAUCUAAACCUCAGGCCAUCAGUUCGCUAACGUUGGGUCUUCUUUGAGAUGUUUUCCACCAACAGGUUGUUCGUACAUUGUCUGUAUCGCCCUCAGUCUCCUUCUCCCCCCUGAAUCCUUCUGUUUUCUGUUGAUCGCGUUUUUCUUUUUCUUUACAAAGAUCCACCAAUGCAUCUGAUUCCGGUGUUGGCUUUCGUCGCCCGUAACCGCUUGGUUCUUUGAAAUAGCUACCAAAUGAGAAAGAAAAAAAAAAGGCUGUAUGUAUUGGAAACGCAAACUGUGCUGCAAAUAAUGUAUUUGACUUAGUAAGCCAAGGCGUUGGAUGACAACAGGAAAAAAAGAGGGAAAAUACGGUAUCCGCAGCGAGUGAGGGGGUUGGGGGUUUGGGGGUCGAACACAAUUUUAUGUAUUUUAAACUGUAAUAUAGAUGAACCAGACUUUUCUGGGUUAUUGUUAAAUGACCUAAGCAUUUUGUACAGAAGAAUUUUUGGUUUUCUCUUUUUCCUCCUCCUCUCUGUGCUGAAGCUGUUUUUUUUUAUACUUGGUUUCGAUGGUCCAACCACUGGCCACUGUGGCCGUCUGUAGACCGCUCUGAGGACCUGGGCGGCGAGGGGGCUGCAUGAGGUAUUCCAGGGGUGGGGGGAUGGGUAGGGGUCGGGGGGGUCGUUAGGGAAUGGGCUCUGGUUAGAGUGGUCUGUAAUAAUAUAAGUGUGUAUCAAACUAAUGAUAUUUUCUAUGAAACUAUCAGGGGGAUAAAGAAAAAGAAGAAAAAAAUAUGCAGUGCCAAGAUGUAAAGAAUAAAGAUUUUUUUUUCGUUUUGUUGAGAAUUGAGUUCACUCUCGCACAUGGAAAAUGUGUCCUUAUCGUCAUCGACAUCCACGUCAUCGCCAUCUUAAUUGUUUAAACUGUUUAGGCGGUUUAAAGAAUAAUUUAGCCCAUGUUCUUCAAUUCUUCUUUUUUUUAACUCGGACCACCUGUCACUGGUGGUCUCGCUGACCCGAGCAUUCGAAACAUGCAAUAAAAUUGCCAGUUGGUCAGAUUGUU
Gadus morhua (Atlantic cod) is the source of this 7521-nucleotide messenger RNA. RefSeq names its product forkhead box P1b (gene foxp1b). NCBI's taxonomy places the organism in Eukaryota, Metazoa, Chordata, Actinopteri, Gadiformes, Gadidae. Gene Ontology annotation, cellular component: nucleus. Gene Ontology annotation, molecular function: DNA-binding transcription repressor activity, RNA polymerase II-specific; RNA polymerase II cis-regulatory region sequence-specific DNA binding. The coding region runs from base 911 to 3043 and encodes 710 amino acids. Gene Ontology annotation, biological process: regulation of transcription by RNA polymerase II. The transcript has 17 exons. The record is from RefSeq and is a predicted model, not a curated record.